CUCGCCUCCGCCCUAGCCCGAGUUACUCGAGUUAGAUAACUCGAGUUGCCCAUCGCUAAUCGAAAUUCUUGGUUUACACUUCACUGUCAAAAUCCUGUGUUCAAAUUUUAAAAACAAAAUUCUGCUGUUCAAGUUCUAGACUUGCGGUUUUAUUUAUUAAAGGGUUUUAUUUUUUAACACAACAAAUAUAUUCUAAAUCAAACUAAAUAUACUAUGACAUAUUUUCGAGUUUGUUCAACUAUUUCUUGAUAAAAAUGGGUGAAUUAUUAAACCAGAAGGAGUGGGAUAGUGGAAAAGGUUUACGCGAGCCUAUAAAAUGCUUAGAGGAUAAAUGGAAAUUGGUGCCUUCAUUCUUGCAAGUGAAAGGCUUAGUGAAGCAACAUAUUGAUUCUUUUAAUUACUUUAUAAAUGUUGAAAUUAAAAAAAUAGUUCAAGCCAAUGAAAAAAUAUUCUGUGACUCAGAUCCACUAUUUUACCUAAAAUAUUUAAAUGCUUAUGUGGGAACUCCUGAUUUAGAAGAAGGUUUUAAUGUUACUAAAGCUACCACUCCUCAUGAAUGCCGUCUGAGGGAUUUAACUUAUUCAGCACCAAUAACUGUUGACAUUGAAUACAUAAGAGGCAAUCAACGUGUUAUUAAAAAUAAACAGUUAAUUGGAAGGAUGCCAUUAAUGUUGCGCUCUUCAAAUUGUGUCUUAACAAACAAAUCAGACUAUGAAUUAUCUCAACUUAAUGAAUGUCCUCAUGAUCCUGGUGGUUAUUUUAUUAUUAGAGGUCAAGAAAAAGUGAUAUUGAUACAAGAACAGUUAUCUCGAAACAGAAUGAUUGUUGAUGAAUUUAAGGGUGCUAUUCAAUGUCAGGUUACUAGUUCUACACAUGAAAAGAAAACAAGGACAAAUGUUAUUGUAAAAAAUGGCAAAUAUGUUUUAAGGCACAAUGCAUUAUCUGAGGAUAUACCAAUAGCCAUAGCUUUCAAAGCCAUGGGUAUAUGCAGUGAUCAAGAAAUUAUACAACUUAUAGGAACAGAUGACAACACUUUAAAGAAAAUGGCGCCGUGUAUUAUGGAUUGUCAUAAUUUAAAAAUAUUUACACAACAACAGGCACUUACAUACAUUGGACAAAAAUGUAAGACUAAAAGAUUUCCAUCAAACAUGUCGAAAAUGAGAACACCAAUCGACGAAGCUCGUGAUCUUCUUGCCACUACAAUAUUAGCUCACGUUACAGUUGAAAAUUUCAACUUUUACGUAAAAGCGAUUUAUUUGGCUAUAAUGGUGAAGCGGGUUAUCGAGGCAGAAACGAAUAAAUCGGCAAUCGAUGACCCAGAUUAUUACGGAAAUAAGCGAUUAGAAUUGGCUGGAUCUCUCUUAGCGCUUAUGUUUGAAGAUUUGUUCAAAAGAUUCAAUUGGGAGCUAAAGAAUAUAGCAGAGAAGAUUAUACCGAAAGUCAAAGCGGCACCGUUUGAUAUCGUCAAACAUAUGAGGCCUGAUUUGAUUACUAACGGAUUGUUCACUGCUAUAUCAACAGGCAAUUGGACGAUUAAACGUUUCAAAAUGGAGAGGCAUGGGGUGACGCAAGUUUUGAGUCGCCUCAGUUACAUAUCUGCUUUAGGGAUGAUGACUAGGGUUAACUCUCAGUUUGAGAAGACUCGCAAAGUUUCGGGUCCUAGAUCAUUACAACCAUCUCAAUGGGGUAUGCUGUGCCCUUCUGAUACACCUGAAGGCGAGGGUUGUGGUUUAGUAAAGAAUUUGGCUCUUAUGACUCAUAUCACAACUGAAUGUUCCACGGAGCCCAUUGCCCGUUUGGCUUGUAAUGCGGGGGUGGAAGAUGUCAGACUUUUGGGUGGCGAAGAAAUUAAUAAUCCCGCUAACUAUAUGGUGUUUCUUAAUGGUAACAUAUUGGGCGUGACACGUCAUUACAAGAAGCUGAUAAAAAUAUUUCGUAUGUUUAGACGGCGAGGGCUUAUAUCCUCCUUCGUGUCAAUAUACCCCAAUCAUAACCAAAGAACAGUGUACAUUUGUAGUGAUGGCGGUCGUUUAUGCCGACCGUACAUAAUAGUAGAGCGAGGCUUUCCCCUAGUCAAACAGCAUCACAUUAACGAGCUAAACAGAGGGCUGAAGAAGUUCCAAGAUUUUCUGAAAGACGGUCUCAUCGAAUACCUAGAUGUGAAUGAAGAAAAUGAUAGUCAUAUAGCAACUGUGGAAUUAGAGAUUGACCCAUAUGUCACGACGCACCUUGAAAUUGAGCCAUUUACGAUACUCGGGGUUUGUGCGGGCUUAGUACCGUACCCGCACCACAAUCAAAGUCCUAGGAAUACUUAUCAAUGCGCUAUGGGAAAGCAAGCUAUGGGUACGAUCGGCUACAAUCAAAAGAACAGGAUAGAUUCGCUAAUGUAUAAUUUGGUAUAUCCCCAAUGUCCAAUGGUUAAAACGAGAACAAUAGAGUUGACCAACUUCGAUAAGUUACCGGCCGGACAGAACGCCACAGUGGCAGUAAUGAGUUACAGCGGCUACGAUAUCGAAGACGCGUUGAUAUUAAACCGAGCGUCAAUAGACCGCGGGUAUGGCCGCUGUCUGGUCUAUAAAAACGCUAAAACCACUAUGAAAAGAUACAGCAAUCAAACAUCAGAUCGAAUCCUGGGUCCCUCGAGAGACGCUAACACGGGGAAGAUCAUCAAAGCACAUGAGAUACUCGAUACAGAUGGAAUAGCAGCUCCGGGAGAGAUGGUCGAAAAUAGACAAGUCCUGAUUAACAAGCAAAUGCCACCAGCAACUCUAAACCCGAUAAGCCAGGGUCAACCGCAGCAAAUAGAUUAUAAAGACGUUCCAAUCACGUAUAAGGGUCCAGUGGAGUCGUAUAUAGAAAAAGUUAUGGUGUCAUCUAAUUCGGAGGAUGCGUUUCUCAUAAAAAUACUCUUGAGACAGACAAGGGUACCGGAAAUAGGGGACAAAUUUAGUUCCCGACAUGGGCAGAAGGGCGUGACGGGUUUAAUAGUGCAGCAAGAGGACAUGCCUUUCAAUGAUAGAGGGAUUUGUCCGGAUAUGAUAAUGAACCCUCAUGGAUUCCCGUCCCGUAUGACUGUGGGCAAAACUAUUGAACUGCUGGCUGGAAAGGCUGGUCUCAUGGAAGGGAAAUUUCAUUAUGGAACGGCAUUCGGCGGAUCUAAGGUUCGAGAUGUGUGUCAAGAGCUGGAGAAGCAUGGUUACAAUUAUCACGGGAAGGACAUCUUUUAUUCUGGGGUAACGGGCGAACCUCUGGAAGCUUAUAUUUACUCUGGCCCAGUUUACUAUCAGAAGCUUAAACAUAUGGUUCAAGACAAAAUGCACGCGCGCGCUCGCGGUCCGCGCGCAGUUCUCACAAGGCAACCCACUGAAGGAAGGUCUAGGGAUGGAGGGUUGCGACUUGGGGAGAUGGAAAGGGACUGUCUUAUUGGAUAUGGAGCGAGUAUGCUUUUAAUGGAGCGACUAAUGUUCGCGUCGGAUGCAUUCAGUGCGUCGAUUUGCGGAGCUUGCGGUCGUCUUGCGAGUCGCGCCUGGUGCCACGCCUGUCGCUCCUCGGGUGCGGUCGCAGCUGUUGAAAUGCCUUACGCCUGUAAAUUGCUCUUCCAAGAAUUAGCUUCUAUGAAUAUUGUACCUCGAUUAACGCUUAAGAGAUAUUGUUAAACUUAAAUAAAAGUAACAAAUUA
Pieris rapae (cabbage white) is the source of this 3679-nucleotide messenger RNA. It is a transcript of the gene RpIII128, whose product is annotated as DNA-directed RNA polymerase III subunit RPC2. The record is from RefSeq and is a predicted model, not a curated record. Gene Ontology annotation, cellular component: RNA polymerase III complex. NCBI's taxonomy places the organism in Eukaryota, Metazoa, Arthropoda, Insecta, Lepidoptera, Pieridae. The coding region runs from base 255 to 3656 and encodes 1133 amino acids. The transcript has 12 exons. Gene Ontology annotation, biological process: DNA-templated transcription. Gene Ontology annotation, molecular function: DNA binding; DNA-directed RNA polymerase activity; ribonucleoside binding.